Messenger RNA from Xylona heveae TC161, 555 nucleotides. RefSeq lists its product as hypothetical. Bases 184 to 477 code for a protein of 97 amino acids. The transcript has a single exon. Gene Ontology annotation, molecular function: acyltransferase activity, transferring groups other than amino-acyl groups. The record is from RefSeq and is a predicted model, not a curated record. Lineage: Eukaryota; Fungi; Ascomycota; Xylonomycetes; Xylonales; Xylonaceae.
GUUUUGCGCGCCCCUUGGCUCGGCCUCAUUGUCUUACUCGGACCGAUAGAUUUAAGCAACAAAUCUUCGACGACGACAACGUCACCUUGGACUGCAUUAGGCACAAGGGUUUCUUCGGUCGAGGACAUUGAGAUCACGAAGAGCCAAACAACAAAUAACUAUCAUCUUAAUGGGCUUUUCACCAUGCCGGCAGCACGUCGUCUCGGAGUCGGAUUAAAGCUAAUCCAGGCCGCUCAACAUGCUGCCCUGCGCCAAGCGAAGGACAUGCGCAAAAUCACUGCAAAGAUCACGGUCAUGGUUUAUUCCCAGAAUAAACCAGCAAGGUUGUUAUAUGAAAAGUCUGGAUUUAAAAUUUCUGAGACGAAUGCUCAUUCGAGAAAUGAAACAUUAUCAGAUGGAAAGGCUGUCUUAACCAUGGAGUGGCUUGGGUUGGCGGCAGAGACAACCCCCGCAGAUCUAGGAGAAUUUCCUCAAUAGUGUAUAUAUUUCGAGGUGUUCAUAGAUCGAUACAAGCACAGAUGUCUCCGAAUUUGAAGGGCAUAGAGAUAAACCCUG